AAAGAUUAAAAAGAAAAAGGAAAAGAAGGUUCAAAAUAUCCAAAGCUACAGAUCCAUUUUCUCUCCUUCUUCUUCACUGAAACUUCCCUUGCUUUGCUGAAAACAAAAUUGUGAUGUUUUUGGUAGAAUCAGCAGUAAGGUCAUCUUCAAACAUAAGUCGUCUUUGAACAGCAUCCAUGGAGAAUCAGCAGUAAGGUCAUCCAUGGUAGAGGUGACCAAAGAUCGAGCGAAGAAAGAAGAAGAAGAAGAGAGGAGAGAGAAAGGAGAAGAAGACAGAGAUUUGGGUUUGUUAAGAGAGAGAAUCCUGAAACAUCAUCAUUCAUCAUCAUCGUUUUGCUGUAAGGUGCAGCUUGCACCAAAACUUCUAAGUCUUCUAUUGCAAACUUGCAACGAAAAUAAUAUACAGUGGGUUACUUGUACGUACAAUUUUGUUAAGCCGGCAGAAGAGGAAUGAAGAAGAAGGAGAAAGUGAGAGAAAACAGAGGUUAGUGUUUUAUUUUCUUUUCAGUUGGACUUUGUUUUCUUUCAGUUGGACUUUGUUUUCUUUCAGUUAAACUUUGUUUUUUUUCCAGUUGGACUACCUGAAAAAAAAUGAAGACUACCUGAAAAAGAAUGAAGACUACCUGAAAAAAAAUGAAGACUACCUGAAAAAGAAUAAAGACCAACUGAAACCCAAAGUAAGUCUAACUGAAGUAGAAAAACCAACUGAAAAAAAAAGAAGACUAACUGAAAACAAAAUGAAGACUACCUGAAAAAAAAAUGAAGACUACCUGAAAAAAAUGAAGACUACCUGAAAAAAAAAAUUAAGACUAACUGAAAAAAAAUUGGAACCACCUGAAAAUCGUCCGACCAAAGAUUAUGGUCGGACGAGUCCGACACAAUACGUUCUCUAAAAUUAAUAAUGAUGUUAUACAAUUUAAAAGUAAUAUAUACUCCCAAUUUUCUUAAAAAUCUAAUAGAAUAUGCAGUAACGUCUUAAAAUAUUUGCAUUAUUUUCUACCUAUUUAUUUUAUAGUGUAAUAGACACGAAGACACCAUGAUAAAUUGAGUAAAAAAUUAUCGUUAAAAGUAUAAGUCGAAGAUGUUUAAAAUUAAUUGGUAAUAAAAUUCUAAAACGAAUUGAUAAUUAGAAUUUGUUUGUCUUGAAAUUGAAUAAUUUGGGUCAUAGAGGAUAUUGACUAGAUCAUAGAUACAGUUGAUGACAUGCAAGAGUUAGUGAUAGGGAAAGUGAAAAACUGUAUAUUUAUAGCUUUAGAUACUCAAAAGUCAAAAGAGAUGAGACAAAAGGGUUGCCCCAUGCCCACCACUGAAUAGAUAUUGUCUCCUUAAUGUGGCGGUGUAAGAACACUCCAAUUGUUAGUCUUGUAUGAAUUGCUUUUUUAUCCCAUAGAAAAAGCAUCGUAUCCCCAUUGCCCAAAUAAUUUGUUACUAAAUGUGCUAUUUAAGACAUAUUUUUCCUUUAAUUAACAUCAAUUUUUUUUUUACGGAGAAACACUACACACCUACUCAUUCAUAGACGUCAAAUCAGAGUUUACAAUGGUCCAAACCUCGUUUGGAACUUCCUCAAUCCACACUCUCAUUUCCAUAGACUCUUUAGUCAACUGGGCUAGUUUAUGAGCCACCCUAUUACCAUCCCUACGAAUAUGAUUAAAAGAUAAAGAUAAGCAUAAACUACCAAAAUAUAAAAUAUCCGAUACAAUAAAGCCGAAACUAUUGUUUUCCUUCACUCCUUUUUUCAGAUGCGAGAUAAGCUUCAAACAUGUACUUUACAACACUACAUUACAUAGUCCGGCUUCAACUGCCGUCUUCAUAGCAUGACGUGCCGCCAAAGCUUCCGCAAUAUCAACUCCGCAUUCUCCCUCAUGCAUGGCACAGGUGGCUAACAUCACCUCACCCACUUCAUCUCGAACAAUCCCACCAAAUCCUAGCUUCCCAUACAAUCCCACCAAAUCCUAGCUUCCCAUCCUUUAACAUCACCUUGCAAUACCAACGUAUCACCUAUAUUGUAUAUAGUACGGAGGAAGUAUAAAAGUUGUUCGUUAAAAUUUACUUAAAUAGAUAAAAGAGGGAUUGAGUUAGCAAAUCCAAUAAUAACUAAAGAUACAAAAAAAAUUGUUCUCCAUAUACUCGUGAUAAAAAAAUUAGUUGCCUAUGAUUUGUUAUUUAAUCUUCUUGCUUAUAAUGUAAUGAGCAUAAAAUAGAGGAUUAACUAGAGCCUUCAUUGGUAAAGGCUACAUUUCAUAAACCAUAUCAGGCAUCAUAGUUAUUAAUUAUUAUGACAUUAAAUCCUAAAAGUUUAAAAUAUGGUAUAUGCAAAUUCUAUCACAGACCAUAUACGCAAGCAAAGUUAACUUGACAAUUUUGUGCGCAUCAAAUGCAAAGUCGUCAACAUAAUCAUGUAAUGAGUUUUAACAGAAGUUUGAAAAAAUUAAUCUUAAAAUGCUAUAAGUUUGAGGAAUACAUCUUAAUUUAAAUACAAAUCGGAAAAUGUGGGUUUUAAGAAAAUUGAGUUCAAAAUCAGUCUAUUUUAAAAAGAAAAUACACUCACAUAUCUACUACAUUAUGUGCGUGGUAUGAUUAAAACAAGCUUUUGCUCAUUUACUCAUUAAAAUUUUUUUUUUAUUCAUAGAACAAUGAGAAAAAAAAAUAGUCUUAAAUGUACGAUACUCACAGUACACCUAAGUCUACUGAAGCUCCGUUCGAUAGGGGAUAAUACAUUUUCCUGGAAAACUGUUUUCCUCUAUUUGCAAUUUUACAUUGUUUCGUUUGAAAAUGAGUGUAAAACCAUUUUUCCUUAAAGUAAAAUUGCUCUCCAAUGACAGAUGACUGUUUUCCUUCCUUUUCCUCUUCCCUUUUGUACACGCCUCUCACUAUCUUCUUAUUUUCCCUUUCAUUUCAUUAUUUUUCUUAUAUGGAACCAAACAACAAAAAACUAAUUUUGAUAUAUAUCUUUCAUUAUAAAUUAUUUUCUAUGAAAAUUAUUUUUAUACUGAAAAUAUUUUACGUCAAACCAAACGAAAUCUCAAUGUACUCAAUGUAGGAUAAAACUUGUACAUCAGACACUCCUGUAGAAUCAUUAAAGCUGAAGAUCUUGCUAAACUUGAUUUAACUAGCAAGAGCAUAUAUCGAUUUGUGAGACAAGAGUCAAUAGUAGUACGGAGAAAACAGUAUUGCGGAUAAUAAAUAAUAAUUGAGUUUUAGACACACACACCGUCUUUGCCUCGUACUGGUCUACACACUUCACACAUCACACUUGUAAAUUUGUAAUAAAAUGAUAUUCAGGCAAUCCAAUUUCAAUUCCAUUUUCUCCCAAACUUGCUGUUUUUAAAUCACACCAGUCUCAACCGAUGUUGCCGCGUUCUCUGCCUUGGCAAUUACACUCUCUCUCUAACAUUUCUUGACAGAUUUUUCAAAUUUCAUCACUUUUAGCUACUUCAACCACAAAAGAGAGAAGAAUUUCGAUUUCAAUUUUCGAAGUUCAAAUUUCUGCAAACAAGAAAAAAACGGUUGAUUUGUGGAUCAAUUUGAUCAAAUGAAAGUUAAAGGAAGAGGAAAUUGGAGCGCCGGUCGAAAUUUAGGGUUACCGGCUGUAUUUUUCCUCUGUUUCUUCUUCUUCAUCGUCGGAUUUUUCUCUUGUACUUUAAUUUUUCAGGUUUCAUCGAGUGCUGGACUGAGACAGAGGAUGCUUGAAUCGACGGAUGUUGAAGAUGUAGCAGCACUUGAUCUUGUGCCUUCUGGAGAGUCCGGCGACGAUUCUAUAACUUCCAUUCCUUUUCAGGUCUUGAGUUGGAGGCCACGUGCACUAUACUUUUCUAACUUCGCUACUGCAGAGCAAUGUGAAAGUAUUAUUAAUAUAGCAAAGGCACAACUCCGACCAUCGAGGUUGGCUUUAAGAAAGGGAGAAACGAUGGAGAGUACUCAGGGAGUCAGAACAAGUUCUGGCAUGUUUAUUAGUGCGGAUGAAGACAAAACUGGGAUUUUGGAUUUUAUUGAUGAGAAAAUUGCAAGGGCCACCAUGAUUCCCAGGGCAAAUGGGGAGGCAUACAAUGUCCUACAUUACGAGGUUGGACAAAAGUAUAAUUCUCAUUAUGAUGCAUUCAAUCCUUCUGAAUAUGGUCCACAGAGAAGUCAAAGGGUUGCUUCUUUCUUGCUUUAUCUAUCCGAUGUUGAAGAAGGUGGAGAAACUAUGUUUCCUUACGAGAAUGACGACUUAGAUUUCAAUUAUGAUUUUAAAGAGUGCAUUGGUUUGAAAGUGAAGCCACGCAGAGGAGAUGGACUUCUGUUUUACUCAUUGUUCGUAAAUGGAAGUAUUGAUCCUACUUCAUUACAUGGAAGUUGCCCGGUCAUCAAAGGCGAAAAAUGGGUGGCAACGAAGUGGAUCAGAGAUCAAGAACAACAAGAAUAGAGUAUGUUGUAGACUUGUAGUUAGGAAGGUAGAGGGAUAUUUGUCCCAUACAGGUAUUUAUUCAACACUCAAUUUUGUACUUACGAACUCAUACAAAUGGAUACUUGGAUCAAUUUAUACAAGAAUGUACUUAUUUUCUGUAA
Beta vulgaris subsp. vulgaris (sugar beet) is the source of this 4548-nucleotide messenger RNA. Its product is annotated as probable prolyl 4-hydroxylase 9. The transcript has 8 exons. Gene Ontology annotation, molecular function: procollagen-proline 4-dioxygenase activity; L-ascorbic acid binding; iron ion binding. Gene Ontology annotation, cellular component: endoplasmic reticulum. Gene Ontology annotation, biological process: peptidyl-proline hydroxylation to 4-hydroxy-L-proline. The coding region runs from base 3533 to 4405 and encodes 290 amino acids. Lineage: Eukaryota; Viridiplantae; Streptophyta; Magnoliopsida; Caryophyllales; Amaranthaceae. The record is from RefSeq and is a predicted model, not a curated record.